GUUAUUGUCCUUGGGUGCUGCAAUCUAGUUUUCGCAAAAAAUAGCAUUUUAUGUGAUGCCUGUCAAAUUGCGCCGCGAAAUCCAAUGGAAUAUGAAGUUUGCCACUUCAAACAUGCACUGCCAGUCUUAUGGAUAAUUUUAUAAAGAUAAAUGAUUUAACGCUAACUGUGUACCUGUGCUUGUCCUGAUAGUUAUAGAGUUGUCAGUGGGUGUUGCAACCCAUAGUUUUAUAUAAAAAUAAAAAAAUGCAUUCUAUGCAUCCCCUGCCAAAACUAAGCUGUUCCUUCUCUGUUAACAAUGUCUCCCUUCGUGGAGGUCGCGUAAAAUGCUUUUUUUUUAACUACGGUUGCAGCACCCAAAGAAAAUAACGUAGUUACACAGGCCAAACAGUUACAAGGUACACAUUAAAGAAUGGGCAUUUCUGCAAGUAUCGACUGAUACUGAAACAAUGUAGUCGGAGGUACACUCUGCCGACCCUCAUCGCAACUCGGCUCCAUUGAAAAGUAUGGAGUUAUAUAAAUGAUUGAUUAUACAGACCAAGAAAGAAACAAAAAAUGCUGAAUAAUAAUGAUGAUGCACUUCUCUUCAUUCUAGAUCAAUGUCAAGGUGACAUUCCUAUUUAAUUGCCUAUGUAAGCAAAAAAUCGACACAUCCGUUGAUUUUUUUGGGGGCACACUGUCACUGGGUGGGCCAGUCAAAGUAAGAUUAAGCGUCGAUGCGUCGUACGUAUUUCAGGAGGCGGAAGGCUUGCAUUACCUGUAUGGACUUCGACAAUCCUGUGUGGCGUGGUAGGCUACUGAACGACACCUCACAGUCAAACAACAAUCUCAAACUUAAACUUGGGUCCAUGUUGUCAUCGACUAAAAGCCGAAAACAAUAAGUAUUUCCCCGCCUCAAUAGCCUAUUGAGUGGCCUGGCAGCGAUGUAUCGGCGUUCUGAUACUGUCUGUUAGGAGGGACACUCGCGGACUAACCCCCCCGUGGAUCUCGCACGAGCUCAGUGAUCAGGAUGAUACCAGUAACUGAGUUCCGGAACUUUGCCUCAUCACAGAACCCCGAGUUCCGGGUUCUAAAGCCAUGGUGGGAUGUGUUCUCGGAAUACCUAUGUAUUGCCAUGCUCAUGAUCGGAGUGUUCGGAUGCACCUUACAGCUCACCCAGGAGAAGAUCUCCUGCCUUCCCAGCCAUUUCUCCAGCUCAACUCCAGAGGCCAUCGAUUGCAGCCACGUCCGUAGCCACGGCGAGAACGAGACAUGGGAGCACCAUACCUUAGUCAAGCCCGUCAGCCCCAAUAUCAGGGAGGUGUACGGACGCAAGAACAACCUUGACAUCCACCAGUACAUCUUCGUCAACCAUUACUGCUACGAACGGGCCGUGCACUGGUACGGCAAGUACUUCCCCUACCUGGUGGUAAUCCACACAUUGAUAUUCAUGGUGGCCAGCAGCUUCUGGUUCAAGUUCCCUGGGACGUCGUCCAAGAUCGAGAUCUUUGUCACCAUCCUGGGGAAGUGUUUCGACUCGCCAUGGACCACCCGGGCGCUGAGUGAGGUGUCUGAGGAGCGUGGUGAGGAAAAGAUGGUGAUAUGGAGGAAGAACACCAUGUCGAAGUCGAUGGCAUCGGCGUUCGCUGCCUCGCCGGACAGUGAGCCAGGGGCGGAGGAGGAGAUGGUGGGACUUCUCCGGCAGUCGUCCAUCAAGUCAAAUCCAGAGAAGAUGAACCCGGAACUACAGCCAGCGGAUUCACUCUUGGACAAGAAGGAAGGGGAGCAGGCUAAAGCUCUGUUCGAGAAGGUCAAGAAGUUCAGAACGCAUGUGGAGGAGGCGGAUCUGCUCUACCUGAUGUACGUUCUCCAGACCUCCCUCAAGGUCUUCAAGUUCGUCCUCAUCACUUGUUACAGUGCUGCAUUGGUCCCCAACAUUGAGAUUGUAGUUCGUUGCUCAGUUCCUCCGGAGCUGACCGGCUUCGAAAUCUACUGCUGCAACCACACCAAAGCCCACCUCUUCUCCAAGCUAUGCUACUGUUACAUCUGCUUUGUGGGAGUCUACGGACUUCUGUGUAUCUACACCCUCUAUUGGCUCUUCCAUCGACCUCUUAAAGAGUACUCCUUUGAGCAUGUUAGACUGGAGACGGGUAUCAACGACAUCCCAGACGUCAAGAACGACUUUGCGUUCCUCCUCCACCUCAGCGACCAGUACGAUGCGCUCUACUCCAAACGCUUCGCCGUCUUCCUCUCCGAGGUCAGCGAGAGCCGUCUUCGCCAGGUCAACCUCAACCACGAGUGGCCCGGCAAGAAGCUGCGGGGCCGCCUCUCCCGGAACGCCGACAACCGUCAGGAACUCCAUCUCUUUAUGCUCCCGGGUCUCCCCGACACCGUCUUCGAUGUCCCUGAAGUGGAAUCUCUCAAACUGGAGCUGCUAAACAACGUGACUAUUUCCUCCAGUGUAAUCCAGCUAGGUUCUCUCCAGGAGCUGUCCCUCAUCCACUGCCCUGCCAAGCUCCAGCUGGCUGCCCUGACCCACCUCAGAGAGAACCUCAAGGUCCUCCGGCUAGCCUUUGAAGGACUGGAGCAGGUACCAAUGUGGAUGUACACACUUCAGAGUCUCGAAGAGCUCCACCUGAGUGGCACUUUGACCCACGAACUCUCCCGCAGUGCAACCUUAGACUCCCUGAGAGAACUCAAAGCUCUAAGAGUCCUGACGCUUCGCAGCCGCCUAACCAAGAUCCCUCCGAGUGUUGGGGAUGUGGCAGUCAACCUCCAGCGUCUCUGCAUCUAUAAUGAGGGCCUCAAACUACAAGCCUUCAGCAGCCUAAAGAAGUUGACCAACCUGGUCUCUCUGGAGCUGAUAGGAUGCGAGCUGGAGCGCAUCCCCAGUGCGGUCUUCAGCCUGUCAAGCCUGCAGGAACUGGACCUGAAGGAAAACAAGCUGACGACAGUAGAGGAGAUCCUGAGUCUACAACAUUGCCGGCGCCUGGUAACUCUUCGUCUCUGGCACAAUGGCAUCGCCUACAUCCCUGAGCACAUUGCUAAGCUGAAGUCCUUAGAGACGCUGAACGUCAGUUGGAACAAGCUCCGGAAACUUCCGUCACGUCUCUUCUACUGCACCAAGCUCCGGCACUUGAACCUGUCCCACAACCAGCUCACGUCGCUACCAGCCGAGGUAGGGAUACUCCAGAGUCUCCAGGUCUUCUCAGCAGCCUUUAACUCCCUGGAACAGCUGCCGGAGGAGCUGUUCUCCUGCAAGAGGCUCAAGACCCUGGCGUUGGGAAACAACUGCCUACUCUCGCUUAGCCCCAGAGUGGCUAACUUGGCCCAGCUAGUGCGCCUGGAGCUCAAGGGGAACAGACUAGACUCUCUACCUCCGGAGAUAGGGGACUGUCCCCUGUUGAAGACCAGUAAUCUUGUGGUAGAGGACAACCUGCUGGAUCUACUGCCGUCGGAUGUACGGAGCAGGAUGAAAGACAGUUGAGAGACACUUACUUUGCUUACUUUAAAGAGCUUUUUACUCCUGCUGGUGUAUAGGCUGCUGACAACAAUUGAGAGAUAGGAUAAAGGGUCAGGUUUGGUGACACUUGAUUGGUCAGAGCUGUCAGCUCCGUGGGAAAGGAUUGGACCUCUGGGUGGGUUUGCAGUUUUGAGACAUUCACUUUUUUAAAGGCAAAUAAGAGCCCGAAAGUACGAGAGGACAAGUAAGGACGGAACUAUGGACAUACCGUAGCAUAUAAGGUUCAAGAAAGGACUUUUUGGAGGGACAUACAGUAUAGCAAUAGAAUAAUUAGCAAAUAUAAUAUAUUUUGGUCAAAUCAUCCUCAAAUCAUGUUCACCUAAUUAUUGCCAUGACUAUACUUUUUAAAAUGUUUUUUGAAUACAAAGAUUAUCAAAUUGUCCUUGAUGAAAUGUCA
Molecule: messenger RNA, 3898 nt
Organism: Salmo salar (Atlantic salmon)
Lineage: Eukaryota; Metazoa; Chordata; Actinopteri; Salmoniformes; Salmonidae
Product: volume-regulated anion channel subunit LRRC8C
Cellular component (GO): cytoplasm
Molecular function (GO): protein binding
Source: RefSeq, a predicted model, not a curated record